Molecule: messenger RNA, 1200 nt
Organism: Prorocentrum cordatum
Lineage: Eukaryota; Dinophyceae; Prorocentrales; Prorocentraceae
Source: the annotation of a GenBank genome assembly
CUCCUGCCCGCCCAGCGAGCAGCGAUGCCGGCUCGACUGAGACCUGUCCGCGCCCUCGCGGCGCUGCUCGCGGCGCACGUGUUCGGCAGGCGAGUGUGCGCGCUGACGAUUCAGAAGGAGGACCUGGCGCAGGGCGGGGUCCUGGAGAAGAGGCGCGCCCACGUGGAGACCCAGCUCGACGCCGACCGGGUGCUGUCGGGGCAGAAGCUCACCGCCAUGCGCCUGCCCUGCAGCCACAACGGCACCAACGGCUCCGCAGGCGUGUGGGUCAUCCUGUAUCAGACUAGCAUGAACCUGGCCCCCCUCGGCGGCUUCCUGUACAACCAGCUGGCGGAGCAGAUGGACGGCCUCAUGAUGCCCGAGGUGAUCGGCAUGGGCAGCCACUUUGGCGGCUUCAGCUCCAAGCACCUCCUGGCGAUCCAGAGGCUCAGCGCCAUGGAUCCAGACGACCUGGUCAUCCUGUCGGACUACGCGGACGUUCUGCUGAACCCGGGCAGGGGCCCGCCGGGUACCGCUUUCUGCGCUUUCCGCGACGAGUACUUGCGGAUGACGAAGGGCCAGAGCAAGGACGCGGUGGUCAUCUCCGCGGAGGCCCAGUGCUGCGUCGGUGCCCUCUCCUACGUGGAGCCCGGCUCACUCAUCCAGAGGAACAACACGCGCACGACGCGGAGGAAGCGCGCCUGCAACUCCGGCGCCAGCGGCUGCAUGGGCCUCGGCCGUGACAAGUCGUGGCAGGACUUCAUGGUCGGCCUCGCGGCGCAGCGCGGCUUCAACGGCACGCAGUAUCCGUUCCUGAACGCGGGGCUCAUGGCCGGUCGCGCCGGAGCGUUGGCUCAAAUCUUGUCCGACAUCCAGUUGGACGCUUCGGAGGACGACCAGGCGGUGAUGACGGACAUGCUGUGGGCCUUCCCCGAGCGUUUCAUUCUGGACUACGACCAGCGGCUGUUCGGCAACGCCCGGUGGCCGAAGCAAGACGGGUGCGUCUUCAUGAUGGACGACUCCGGCGUCUUCUCCCAGACGGAGACUGGCUCCAAGCCGCUGUUCCUGCACACCUCGGGCAAGUUUUACAAGUGCCUCCGCUCCAUGGCAGUCCAGGUCGGCUGGAACAGCAGCGCCCAGUCCGUGGCGAAGCCCGGGCACGCCUUGCCCAGCGUGUUCGCGUUGCUGGCGGCGGCGCUCGCGCUGCGGCUCGCCGCGUGA